Aspergillus mulundensis is the source of this 420-nucleotide messenger RNA. RefSeq lists its product as uncharacterized. The transcript has 2 exons. NCBI's taxonomy places the organism in Eukaryota, Fungi, Ascomycota, Eurotiomycetes, Eurotiales, Aspergillaceae. The coding region runs from base 1 to 420 and encodes 139 amino acids. The record is from RefSeq and is a predicted model, not a curated record.
AUGGCUCGCAAUUCGCUUGUCCGCAAGCCCUCGCACGAUUCAGAUGACGUCUACACCUCAACCGUUGACGAAGAGGUUGAACGGGAUCCGCCCGCCUACUCGAGUCCCAUCCGCACUAUCAAGCACAAUCCAAAUGACAAUCCCAAGAAUAACUUGGACCGCAAUCCGACGCGAAAUGCCAGUCUUGAAUCGAGCUUGCAGGCAAUGCAAACGUACUCGACUCGCCAAGUCUCAACGACGAGAAAUGGGGCGGGUGAGAUCCAGUCCCAGCAUGAGGUCUUGAACACGGGGCAGUUCAGACAGAACAAGCAAUCCACGAGCAAUGAUGGGCUGAAGCUAAAGCUGGACUUGAACCUUGACGUGGAGGUUGAGCUCAAGGCUAGGAUCCAUGGGGAUCUGACGUUGGCGUUAUUGAAGUAA